Molecule: messenger RNA, 1230 nt
Organism: Ochlerotatus camptorhynchus
Lineage: Eukaryota; Metazoa; Arthropoda; Insecta; Diptera; Culicidae
Exons: 1
Coding region: 75-833 (252 amino acids)
Source: RefSeq, a predicted model, not a curated record
UAAAUUCUCGGUAGAUCACCAAAUGGGACGUUAGUUUUCAUCUUUCCCCACAUAAGUCUAGUCUAAAAUUAAAAAUGCUCCCAACAACGAAGGUACAAUACGAUGUGGAAGGAGGAGUUUUGAAGCGAAACCGGUGUUCAUCACGAGUGUACCAAGCCGUUCUCUACGGUGUAUUACUUGCUGUAGUGGUUAUCGGAUGGGUAGUCUACCGGCAAGGCGAAGUUCUUUUACCGAAGAAGCAGAUCGCAUGUCAGAGUACGACACCAAGUAUCGAGGAACUGUCGUCCACCACUCCCGAGACAAUACGGAUUAAAGAAGAAUCGCAUAUUUCCGAAUCAUCCACUGUCGGAACCACGACGGAGUCCAUCGAUGCAUCCGGACUGAUCGACUCGUUACUUAGUCCCUUCGUCCAGUCGGAAUCCGCCAUCGUGGAGCUGACGCUGGACACCGAUGGGUUUUCGAUCAAGUUUGGAGAAAAUGAGAACAGCUUGACGAAGCUUUCUAAGGAUUCCGAGUUGAGUGCGCUAUUUGGGCUGGCACUGCAGGAGCUGCUUUCGUUGGGCCAAGACGAAACCUCCGGUCGAAGGGUGUCUGUCGAUUCCGUAAUGGAACCGGCAGAAGCAACCACUACUACAACAGAGGGAACGACGGUGGAAGAAAUUUUGAGCUGGUCGUCCGGGAAUGUGAUGGGAUUUAAGUUUCGCUACGAGGACGAUCACUGGGAGCUGGAUGUGGCAUCGGAACUAAGAUCUAGCGAGGAGGUAGCUUCGGAGGAGCGGUCGUCAAACGAGUCGGCUGUAAAUCGGCAGCAAUUGGAGACUGUUUUGUUAUAAGUCAAUAAAGAGUUAAUAAAGGCAACAACAACAAAAUUCGUUGUUUUAUUGCAGUAAAUAACGCACGUUUUAUGCAGAAAUGGCGAACACUUCAUUGCUGUCCAGAAUUAUUGCAUUACAUCUCUAUGUCAAUGAUGAUCUGCUCCACAAGGUUCGGACGUACCUUAAGCUGACCCGCCUUUGUAUGGAAGAGAACUACUUCUCUUCCCGAGGUAACUUCUACAAGCAGACGAAAGAAGCCCCAAUGGGAAACCCCCUAUCCCCCUUCCUGUGUGAACUUUUCAUGGCCAACUUGGAGACAAUCCUGAAGGAGAAAGGACUAUUACCAAACCGUUGGUGGAGGUUUGUUGACGAUAUCUUCAGCGUAGUUAAAUGGGAAGCCCUUCCACAAAUUUUA